Messenger RNA from Glarea lozoyensis ATCC 20868, 858 nucleotides. RefSeq lists its product as uncharacterized. The transcript has 2 exons. The record is from RefSeq and is a predicted model, not a curated record. The coding region runs from base 1 to 858 and encodes 285 amino acids. NCBI's taxonomy places the organism in Eukaryota, Fungi, Ascomycota, Leotiomycetes, Helotiales, Helotiaceae.
AUGAGUAACGAGGGGAAGUCUCAUUUGGAGAGUACCGUCCUUAAUUCCCGUUUGUUUACCUUCGAAGUCGGCGAGAACCUGGAUGGAAAAGCAACGGAAAUAAGAGUUCGUCAAGAAGCUAUCGCCCAACUUUCCCGUCCACUCUGUUUGAUGAUGACAGGUCAUCAUUCGGAAUCUCAAGCUGGUCGGACAGUUUGGAAAGACGUCAGUAAAGAGACUUUUGAACAGUUUGCUCAAUUUGCUUACACAGGCGAUUACUUCAUCACCGCACCAGUGCUAAGAGAAUUCGAUCCAGAAGAAUGGAAAGAGUUUGAUGGGUCACUUGAUGAAUCACAAGAAGAAAAGGAGUACGAAGAGGAAGGCAAGGGUCUGCCUCCCGGGAAAAAGAGAAAGAGAAGCGAAAAGGGAGCCACAGGAAAGUUGAUAACGCUCUCUGAUUUGACAUUCGCUCGACCGGAACGACAGAGAUACUGGAAAGUCAAUCGACCAGCUACUUAUUACGAUUCAAAAUACGACUACACCCAGGUGCUGCUCUGUCAUGCUUCGUUAUACAUACUUGGAGACCUUUGGCUUGUAGAGCCUCUCAAGAAGCUAGCGCUGCACAAACUCCAGAAAACACUCAAUCAUUUCCAUAUCGAUAAAUACAAAAUCAGAGAUGUUAUACACCUCUUACGGGUUGUUUAUGGCGAAGAAGGCAGAACGGGACCCGAAGGGUUUGAAGGAGGGCUGGCGCAGCUGGUUUGUGCGUAUCUGGCCAUGCAUGGAGAGUUUCUGAGGGACAACGAAAAUUUCAUAGAAUUCAUGGGAGAGGGCGGACAGUUUGUCAAGGAUGUUUGGAGGUUGGGAAUUGGGAAGUAG